Molecule: messenger RNA, 455 nt
Organism: Rhipicephalus sanguineus (brown dog tick)
Lineage: Eukaryota; Metazoa; Arthropoda; Arachnida; Ixodida; Ixodidae
Exons: 2
Coding region: 108-455 (115 amino acids)
Source: RefSeq, a predicted model, not a curated record
ACGUCAGUGAUGGGAAUGCUGGGAUAUGUGUCCGCCAUGCAUAUGAACCAUAUGAACCGCUCAUCCCACGGUCGUUGCAAGCAAUCCGUGUAGUUGGUGUUGUCACCAUGGUCAUGUGCGCGAUAUUUGGUUGUUCCAACCGCAGUGACAACCGCGGGAGAAAACGAUCAACUAACGGCCACUUCUUUUCGAUACCGAAGACCGUGGAGAACCAGUGCGAGCGCUCGAAAGCGUUGAGCACGAAGCGGCGCAGUUUAUGGCUGGCGCGCAUUAAACGUGCUGACUUAGACAUCGAGAACCCCAACCUGCGAGUCUGCGGCGUGCACUUCAUUACAGGAAAGCCAGCUAAACUGUUCGACGAGACGGACCCUGACUGGGCUCCGUCGCUUCUCCUCGGCUACAGUGCCAAGAACACGGACCCCUCACGACCAGCGCUCGAAAACGACGCGCCGUAA